Molecule: messenger RNA, 7515 nt
Organism: Pomacea canaliculata
Lineage: Eukaryota; Metazoa; Mollusca; Gastropoda; Architaenioglossa; Ampullariidae
Exons: 13
Coding region: 144-4178 (1344 amino acids)
Biological process (GO): protein phosphorylation
Molecular function (GO): protein kinase activity; ATP binding; phosphatidylinositol binding
Source: RefSeq, a predicted model, not a curated record
GUUAGUUCCUGAACAGACGAUUUCAGAGUUCGGCUACUUGUGAAAUAAUUGACCGUCUCGUAAUCACAGCUUAUCAUUUGAAUGAGCUUAAGAAGACCAAGCAGGAUAUUGAUACUUCAAGUUGUUAUUUCCAAAAGAUUGAAAUGAUGUCGAAGCAAGGAAGUGCUAGUGAUUUAAAGCUUUCUGUUCAUGACAAGAUAUGGAACUUCGAUGUAUCUGAACCUAGGAUGCACUUAAAAGGCUUCACAGUCUACAAAAUUACAUGCAGAUUUUUUCCCAUCAGCUGUCCAGAGAGUCUGAAUGUGAUAGUGACUUGGAAGCGCUACAAUGACUUUAAAAACCUCUACAAGUCUAUGUUAAAUCUUCACAAAGCUUUGCAUAGGCGUGACCAGUUCCCAGUCUUUGCAAAGCCAAAAGUCUUUGGUCGUUUUGAAGAAGCAGUCAUAGAAGAACGACGUCAGAGUGCAUUGGCUUUGCUAAACUUCAUUGGAACUCAGCCACAUUUGUAUAAAUCACCACUGCUGGCACAGUUUCUUGCUGAUGGACAGAUAGAAUCAUCCAAAUCAGAUCUGCUGUCUCCUCAACCUGCUCCAGAAAGUGAAAAUGCUAGGGGAUCAGGGAUGGACAUACUGUCAAGCUGGCCACCCUUGGGGGAUGGGCUUCCUGCUCCCAAUAUCUCCCCCACACCUGUCUCUGCAUCCUGCCCACCAUUUGUUUGGAACCAAAGUUUUUUGUCGGAUCCAGCAGAGACAGGAGGCGAAGAAACUAACGGCACAAACACCUACAAGAACGAAGGGGAGAUCAGUUUGCAUCAAACUCUGGACUCAGCAAGACCCAAACUGUUGGAAGGGACUUGGCAGUUUCCCCAGAUUCCUGACAGCAUUAGCCUUGACUCAUCUACAGGUGAGGAGGACACAGACACAGGUGACUUGGACUCCAUUCUCAGUUCUUCCUUGCCAGAUGCUGAUCUAAACUUUUUUGACCCUCUCCGUGCCGAGAGGGACACUGCCAGUGAAACAGAAGCUGAUUCUGAGGGUGAGCUAGUAAAGAGCAACACGUGGCUGAUGGAAGCCAUUUCAGCUUGUGCUGGCAUGGAGGAUACCAAUGGCUUUGCUGGGCUGAGCACUGCCGGGAAUAAUGAGACUAACACUGGAUCUUCACCUGCUGCUGUUGGUCAUUUGUCAAACCUGCAGGACCCAGGUUUGGAGGUCCAUAGUUUGGAUGGUGGCAUGCUAAUAAGGAAAGAUUCAUCAGGUUCUACUGUAGAAGUUGGAAAAGGUGAUGAACACUUUGUACCAGUCAGCUCACUUGGACCAACAAGUAGUAUGGAAGAAAAAGUCAUUUGUGGAAAAGGGGAUAUUGACUUGUCCAGCCAUGGAUCUACCACACACAGCAUCAGCUCAGCCUCCAGCGUAGUUACAUCUCCUUUACAUACUAGGUCUGCUUUGCUUCAUGAUUCAAAAUCUUCAUCUCCGGUGCCUGGAACCAGCAGAGCUGGCUCUGUUUCAGCCACUCCAGUGCCUGGGAGAGCUGGCUCUGCCUCAGCCACUCCUUCACUGAGCCCUGCAGUCAGCCCUGCAAGGGCUAAGUUACGUUCUCCUACAAUGACCAGUGUGUCCACUAUGGACUUGGGUGGUAAAGAGGACUACAUUUAUUUAGCUGCCAGUCAGAUCUGCUUGGCGCAGAACAGUGAAGCUUCUGGACAUUACCAGCAGGCAUUCAACCAUUACAAGAUUGGCGUGGGCAUUCUACUGCAAGGGGUUCAAGGAGAUGUCAACAAGGCUCGUCGAGAUGCUGUUAGGCGUAAAACAGCUCAGUAUCUUAUGAAAGCUGAAGACCUGUAUAACAGACAUCUAGCAACAGAAAAUUUGGAUGAACGUCGUUGGGCUGCUGAUAGCUAUGUUUCACCAUCUUUAGAGCUGGAUCCAUCAUUUGCAUUUAUCAGAGGGUCCAUUCGUGAUCUAAGACACUAUCAGGUGUUGGGUGCUAUUGACAAAGUCAUUCUAGUCCUUGACAAGAACACAGAUGAGACUUUUGUCAUAAAGACAAUUCAGAAGUCAGCAUCUGGUCUGCUGGCUACUGAGGGAGGACAGCGGAGCAUUCUUCCAACUACAUGCCCAUAUAUGGUCAACCUUCAUAAAUUUUUUGAGACUGACAGUGCUCUCUAUCUUCUGCUGCAGUAUGCUAGUGGUGGUCGGCUUUGGUCAUACAUUGCAGCUUAUUUGCAGCAGUCAUCUGGUCUUUCAGCCAAUGCUACUAAUAUGGAUAAUUAUUUCAAUAUAGGUGCUCCAGUGGGCAACAUUUAUACUGGGCACAAAAUGUUUGAGAGCACUAACACUGUAUUGGAUAAUCUUCAGAAGAAGCCAGGUGAAAAUCAAAGUGUCACAGCUGCUGAAAUCCUACGACCUGGAGAUCCUGUCUUUUCUCCUACAGGUGUCCGCUUUUCCAAGUUGAGAGAAGAGAUUGAGUCACCUGAAGACCAGUCCACCAAAGAAGAGCAGAAGAGUGAACAUUUUGAUGGUGAGGGAGACAGAUCUUCAGAACCAAUAGAUUCAAGACGUCUCUCUAGUUUAUCUUCAGACGAGUUCCAUCGUUCAUUAAGUCAAGAGGAAGUACAGGCAGGUGUUGAUCACUUCCCAACGUCUUUGGAGGGAAUGGACCAGUUUCAGGACUUGCUAAAGAAAAACAAAGUGAACUUGGAAAAUUUUUCCAUCAACAGCUUUGACAGUGACUACAAUGCUCAUCUCAGCAGUACUCUCUCCACCAGUCAGCCCUUGGAAGAGGUUGAUGACCAGAAUAUGCCCAUUUCAGCACAGACAGGUUCUGUUACUCAUGGUUCAUUUGCAGAUGAAGUGUUUUCUGAAUCAUUUGUUGGUCCUGUUUUAUCUGAGACAGCACCCUCAGAAAGCAGUGCAGGAUUAAACAGCAUUGUGGAGACUUCAAGACAGUUGCUGAGAUCAGUGGAGCGCACAUUGUCAGAAGCAGAUGACAAAGCAUUUACUUCAGAAAAUCAUUUGCAGCCAAAAGAGUCCAUUGGUGAACAUUCCGGGCAGAGAGAGGAUGUUGUCCCUGAGAGAGAUUCAAGUGAGUCUGAUGAAAUUAGUAUCUAUGACCUUCAUCGAACAUCGGAUGAAGAUGACUCGGCAGAGCAUGCAAGUCUGAAAGGAACAGAAAAUGGCAAUGUCAUUGUUGGAAUGGGUGAUGUGUCAGUUACGGUGUGUUGUCAUGAACCUAGCAGUAAGCGGAGGACAUCUCAGACUGAGGACAAAGCAGAAACUCUGAGGCAUCUGUCCUCAGUGGCUGAUGACAUUGAAAGAGGUUCUCAGUUAGAUAAUAGUUCUGUCAUGAAACAAAAUGGUAUCGAUCUCACCCUGGAUGGAGAAGUUAGCACUAGACAGAAAUCAGCAUCUUUUACAUCAUCACCAACCUUAUCCUGCUCUCCUGGAAAGAGAUCAAUUUCCUUCAGCACCCCACUUCCCAAAGCAACAGUUUCCAGUACUGCAAGUUUGCCAAAGCACACAGGGAGAAAAGUGUCCUUCUGUAGGAGCAUUUCAGGUGACAUGACACGGUCGGCCUCAUUUGAGUGCGAUGUUAAGUCGCCUACCCGCAAUCGUGCACGGGCCAUCUCAGACCUUUUUGAAAACCUUGACCGUGAGAGCGUAGAGCAGAUGGUGCUGCCUGAAACUGUGGUGCAGCGGUGGGCAGCUGAGCUGGUCAUUGCCUUAUCUCGUCUUCACUCUUUGGGCAUCAUCUGCAGGGAUUUAAAACCAGAUAAUAUACUGCUUGGGGAAGGUGGCCACAUUUUUCUGACCUACUUUUGCCAAAUUGGACAAGCAGAAAAAGAGUUAGACUGGACAGCAGUAGAGCAGAUGUAUGUAGCACCAGAGGUUCGUCUGAUAUCUGGGUAUGACAGCUCCUGUGACUGGUGGAGUUUUGGUGCACUCUUGUAUGAGCUUCUGGUAGGAAAGAGUUUGCAUUUCUGUCAUCCUGGAGGAAUUUUGUCUUAUACUAACAUUUACAUCCCACCACAUGUAUCAUCAGAGGGUCACAGUCUGCUGCAAGAGCUUCUCCGUUACAAUCCACGUGAACGUCUUGGCUCUGGGGUGGCUGGAGCUGAAGAGAUCAAGGCUCAUAACUUUUUUUUUGGCAUUGAUUGGAAUCAUCUGGAAUAUAUUUAAUGUGUUGUAUACCCUGUAUGUGUUCAAGAGUUAUCUAGUGCAUAUUUUAUGAGAUUACAGUUUAUUUUUGAAGUUUGAGAAUUACUUUAAGAGCAUCUGAAGUGAUGUGAGCCUGACUUCACAGUUUGGAAUUGAGUUGCAAAAAGUGAAGCAUUUUCAAAAAAGUAGAAUCAGACAACAUGAUGUUUCAAAGCUGAUAGGUGGUAAUAAUAUUUACUAGAAGUAAUGCAUUGUGUUUAAGCUAAGAAUAGAAAUAUGUCUUGUUGCAAAUAGGUAAGUAUUUUAAAAUGACUUGAACAAUUUGGCAAUAUUUAUAUGAACAAAAGAGUCCCUGUAAUAUUUCUUCACUAGCUGUCUGUCUUGAUUUGGCUGUGAUAAACUGGCUAGACAUCCUUAAUCUUAGACAGAUUUGCUGUUGUUUCUUUGUCUUUGCAUUUCAUAAUUAUUAUUGACUAGUCAUAAGUGUGAUGUUAGUCCAUUUCAUUUUAAAAUUCUUGACUGUUCUAAAACUAAAUGCUGAGCUGAGUGGAAAAAGCUGCUUGUGAAAACUUGUAUAUAUCUGGUGUAAGUUUUGAAGUGUUUGGUUUAUCUGGUUUAAGUUAAGUUUUGAAGUGUUUGUCCAUGAUGGUCCCUUAGGUUUUAAAGUUCGCACUUCGUGAAGUGGCAGCAAUGUUGGUAUAGGUUAUUGUCAUUGUAAAUACCUGAGUUGUUUUGUAGUGUUGUAAAAAAACUGAGAAUUUUGAGUUAAGUGUUUAAAAUAAUCUUUAAAGGUUCAACAGGAAUAUCUUGGUAUAUUAUACAUACUAAUCAACUUUAUUAACUUUAAGGCCGUUCUGUGCUUUGAAUAACUACUUAAGUCUCUGGCAAAUGACAGAUAAAAUUUUUUUUAAUAAACAUUAAGCCAUUUCUUCAUUAAAUAAUUUGAUGCAGUUAUGUUAAACUUAGUCAUACACAAAACCCAUGGCAGUAAUGUCUCUGAAAGACUUUCAGUAAAUUUUUCAAAGGGGCUGGAGGAAUUAUUACAGAAUUACUAAAAUUAGAUACAAAGUCAGGAGAAUGCUAUAUUUUUAGCAUUCCUUCAGCUUUCAGCUACAUAACAAGUUUUGGCUCUUUGCAUUUGUUUUCUUAAUGGUAGGUUAUUUACUUCCACUUCCUUUCAACAAGUAUUUCUGCUCUGUUGUGAUCUUGUUAGAAAACAUUUUGCAUAUACAGCUGGCUUCAUUCCCAGUCCUGACUGAUAUUAUUUCUAGGACUAAGUUGUUGGGGGAAGCAUAUGGAUAAAUGCUGCAGUUGACAAAUCUGCCUUUCCUAGAUGAUAGUGAGCAGGUCCUGCACAGGACAACCAUUCCACUCCUUUAUUUUUGUAACCUAGUUCUUCCUCUGGCCACCAUGGCAUCAACCUUGAAUGACAGUCUUCAACAGGGUGUUGUGCCUGGUCACAUGGCCAGACCAAACCGGCUUCUGAUGCUUGAUAUGAUCCCAAGAUUAUUUUGCCUUGGUUGUUUAUUUACUUAGUUUAUUGUUGUUUCAAUAACCUUUGCCAUAAAUAACUCAUUCAUAACAUUUAUCAUAGAAAAUGUUUUGUUUGGUGAAUGUGGUGGAUGCACUGCAAAUGUAAAAGAAGUGCUCAUGCUUAUUUGUAUAACACUUACCAUUGUUGUUUGAACUGUUGGGUUGAUACAUAUGUCAAGCCUAUAACCUGAAUAUGCCCUGGUUUAGUCAGUAAAGGUUAUUGCUUGCACAUUUAGGCCCACUGAAUUAUUGAGCAUACAUCUUUCAAAUUUUAAGAAUCGUUGUUACUGACAGAACAGCUUUUGUUUGACCAGCUGUUGGCUGGUAACAGCUGGUCAGUAGGUUCCAUCACAUUGUCAUCUUUUUGUUCUUUAGGGAAGUUUGAUGAAGGGAGGGAGGGAAAACCACAGUAUCCAGAAUCCCUGACAGCAGCUCUGUAAGCCCAGACAGAAUUAUGUUAGCCAAAAGACAAGAUCUGAUCCCAGUACCUUACAUUGUUUUGUGGAAACCAUGUGAUUGACUGUUGUACUCAAGCAGUGUAGACUUUGUAAACUCAGCAUGAAUGUUUAUCAAGGGCUUUGCAAUGUGCAUUAAGAUGUGAAUGAUGCAAUGUUUUGGCAGUGGUUAACAUGGUGUGGGAAUAAAAGUAUAUUUGAUGGAGACUGAAUAUGAAUUUGUGAUAAUAAGAUGAUCAGGUCAACAGUAUUUUCAACUGUACUAUCUUCUUAAAUGUUGUUUUACCUUGAUAUUUUUAACAGUUUGGAAAACCUAUGAAUUCAGCUGAUAUAUUGUGGAAAGCUUGUGCGUGUAUAUAUAUGUGUGUUUCUUGAUAACACAAAUUUUUUUUGUUUUGGUCACAUUCCUGUUUGCUACCACAUGAAGUGAAGCAGAGUUAUACUAUGAUCUGCUAUGAUGCCGAAAUUUCUGUGUGCACAUGUUGGAUUGCACACAACUCAUUAAGAAAUAUUGACGCUUUGACUGUGAUUGUUUUGUUCAUUUAAGAAUUAACUUAAAUGUUAGCAAUCAAGAGCCUUAGCUUUUUUUGUCCUGAGCAGAGUGCUGUACAUUAAUGUUAUAAAGUUGAUGCAGCUAUUCAUGCCAUAUCUUCAAACAAAAAUGCUCAAUUCAUUCAGUAGAAAACAAUAUUAUGACUUAGUCUUUACUGCAUCUUGCAUGUUUUUUCCACAACAGGACCAUGACUGCUUUCUUUAAAUCUGUACUCGGUAUAUUGUGCAGAAAAGUAUGUGCAGUCAGCAGAAGAAAUAGGACUGAAGGUCAGAGUUUGGUAUUUUCUUCUCUGUUGUAUUAUGUUGCAAACGAAAGAGAUGUUUCUAUUUGCCACUACUGAUGAAAAUGUAUGAGAAAGAAGUAUGCAGGAGCUAUAUUAAAUUCAAGAAGAAUCUUUGCAUAGAUGUUUUAAUCAAGCAUGUCACAUUAAUAAUGAAUUUAAAUUCAUGUAACUAACUUUUUAAUUAUGGCAAAUAUUGGCUUUAGCUUUCAGUAUCUAGUAAGAAGGAUGUUUACUUUGAAUAAUAAAAGAUGUAAUGCUGUAUGUUGACAUUUUGAUUUACUUUGGAAAAAAUUUGUGCAUUUUGGAUCUCAUUCUUGAAUUGUAAAGCGUCAAAGCCUUGAUGGAUUUUUCCCCAAAGAUUAGUAUUUCUGUUUUCUUGGAACAUAAACUUCGUCUUUUUAACUUAUGGUUUUAUCAGACAACCGGGAUGUUCAAGCAAAUUCUGGAUGCACAUAUACUAAAUGUAAUCUUGGUAUAAGUGUGCCAAGUGGUUAUUUUAUUUUUGACCUGUAAUGAAUAAAAUGUAUCGAUGAA